This is a messenger RNA of Salvelinus namaycush (lake trout), 2684 nucleotides long. RefSeq names its product wiskott-Aldrich syndrome protein homolog. Gene Ontology annotation, molecular function: actin binding. Bases 234 to 1706 code for a protein of 490 amino acids. Gene Ontology annotation, biological process: actin filament organization. NCBI's taxonomy places the organism in Eukaryota, Metazoa, Chordata, Actinopteri, Salmoniformes, Salmonidae. The record is from RefSeq and is a predicted model, not a curated record. The transcript has 10 exons.
CAUUCAACCGUGAUCAUCAUCAUGGGCUAGAUAAAAGGGGGACUGUAAUUGUCCAUUUCCUGCUUUGAGUCUUUGUGUGCAUAUAACACAUUGUAGAAGGCAGAAGAGAAACCCCCUGCGUCAUUUCAACUUGUUAUUGACUUACAGUCCGUGCCUGUUUGAGGAAGAGGACAGCCAGGCACAUCAAUGAUCAGCUCCUCUUUGGUACUAAGUGGAUAUUCUGAGAGGGAACUAUGAGUCUGGGAUCUAAGUGUAAAGGAGUUCAGGGGUACAGUCCCAGCUCUCUGCUGAGCCCACAGGAGAAUGAGAGGCUGGAGGACCUCCUGGGGAGGAGGUGUGCUUCCCUGGCCACGGCUGUGGUGCAACUGUAUAUGGCCCUGCCACAUAGUCCCACCUGCUGGAGCCUGCAGCACACUGGGGUGGCCUGCUUCACCAAGGACAACCAUCGUCGCUCCUACUUCAUACGCUUCUUCGAUGUCAAGAAAGGACAGCUGACCUGGGAGCAGGAGCUCUAUAACCAAAUGGUCUACCACAGCCCCCGACCCUUCUUCCACGCAUUUGCUGCAGAUGACUGCCAAGUGGGGCUGAACUUUGUGAAUGAACAAGAGUCUGAAACAUUCCUACGUACAGUGGAAGACAAGAUAAACCAGAGAAACUGUCAAGUCUCAGAGAAGAAGCAGCGCCCCCUGCCUUCCACUGGAUCUGGGAGUCCCGCUUCUCCCUCUGUGGCCACCAUAGACAUUCAGAACCCAGACAUCCAGGCUUCACGCUACCGCUCCGUCACACCUGUGCCUGCUCCUGCCUUUGUCAGUAAGGGAAAAAAGGACAAGAAGAAGGACAAGAAGAAGGGCAGUAAACUCUCCAAAGCAGACAUUGGAGCACCCAGUGGGUUUACACACGUGAGUCAUGUGGGCUGGGACCCCAACAACCUGGACCCUGACCUGAAGAAGCUGCUGUCCUGUGCCGGGAUCAGUGAGGCUGAGCUGAAGGAUGAGGAGACCUCCCAACUCAUCCAACAAGUUAUCGAGAACUCAGGCGGCAUGGAAGCAGUCAAAAAGGCCAUGCACACUGAUCCUGGGCUUCCUCACCCUCCGCCUGGUAGACAGGGUUCUCUACCUCCCGUACCAGGCAGCUGUUCCUCCUCUCCUGCCCCCCCUCCUCCACGGGGGGGUCGCUCCGGCCCCCUGCCCCCUCCCCCAGGACAGGCAGGGCGAGGCCCACCCCCCUCCCAUCCCCCUCCAUCACGUGGAGCCCUGCCACCUCCACCCCCCUCAAGCGGCCGAGGCGGACUCCCACCCCCUCCACCCUCUGUGUCCUAUACUUCUCCUCCCCCUCCCCCUGGCCACCAGCGCUCCAUGCCUGUCCCUCCUCCACCUCCUCCCCCGCCUCCCCCAGCCCAGAGCUCUGGAGACUUUACUCCUCCUCCACACCGCUGUAAAGGUCCCCCACCACCUGCUCCUGCAUCUACAGGAGAAUGUGAAGGAGGUGGAAGAGGAGCUCUGCUGGACCAGAUCCGCCUGGGGAGGAAGCUCAAAAACGUCACAGACAGUCCUGAGUCACCUCCGCCUACCGAGACAGACUCAGAGGGCAUCGUAGGAGCUCUGAUGAUGGUCAUGCAGAAGAGGAGUAAAGUCAUCCACUCCUCUGAUGAAGGUGAAGAAGAAGGAGGUUAUGAUGAUGAAGAUGACGAUGAGUGGGACGACUGAUAAGUGCAUUCCAUCCUGUAUUAUUUUCCACUCUGUAACCAUGGACUCAACAGUCUGGUUGAUCCGGUUAAUCUCAUUUGUGUUGGUGUUUUUGUAUCAGUUGCUGACUGGAAGGUGACUCACGAAGAUUUACAUCAGAAGAAUGCUACAGAUAAGGAUUGUGUGAAAGUCCCAAAUGUGAGAGAAAUCAACAGAACGUAAGACAGAGAAACGAUUGAUGGGAUCACAUAUGUUUAUAUUUGUCGUUCAAACGUUUCCAGUUUAGGACUCAUGCUGAGUAUGUACAACACAUUACAGUAUGUUGCUGUACAACACAUUACAGUAUGUUGCUGUACAACACAUUACAGUAUGUUGCCGUACUACACAUUACAGUAUGUUGCUGUACUACACAUUACAGUAUGUUGCCGUAAUACACAUUAUAGUAUGUUGCUGUACUACACAUUACAGUAUGUUGCUGUACUACACAUUACAGUAUGUUGCUCAAUAUCAUUAGAAAAUAUGGUGAGGUCUUCUUCACAGUCUUCUUUAUACCUGUUCCCAUUAAAAGUGACAAUUUGAUAUUGCUGGAAUGUAGUAUUAUAAUGUAAUACAAAGAUUAUGCACACAUAGGAUUUACCGUCUUAUUCUUCUACAUGUAGAUAUUAUCUGUUUUGUUGAAAGAUCCCUCACUUCCCUUUCAAUACACCACCGUCCACGCACACAAUUCAAAGAAUACUGUAUAGCCAUGAGUCCUCAAACAAACAUAGGUCACAAAGGUGUUAGAGAGAACAAGAGAGUCACCACAAUUACAAUAUCACAUAUGGUAUUAGUAGACAAAUACACACAUACAUGUACAUCACACCAAAACAUUAUCGCUCAACAUUGAACAGCAAAAUGUACACAUUUCCAACAGAAUAAAGCGUGCAAAGGCAAAUGUUUAUCAAUUGUCUUAUAUCAUAACCAUUAAACAUUAAUAAACCAUGGAUCUAUUAUGAUCCU